CUUGGAGGGCGAGUUCCGGGGCUUGGUGUAGGAGGGAGGGAGAAUGCAGUCGUGAUAUGUGCGUGUGGACAGUCGCAGAAGGUUUAGACGCUGAGGAUUGGGGGUUUUGGCGGCGGAGGAGGAGGAGGAGGAGUAGAGGAGACGCAGUCGGUGGAAGUUUGAAAGGAACCCUACGUCGGUGACACAAGUGGAAAGAUCUCAGCUCGCAGUCUGAGUUUUUUUUUUUUUUUUUUUUUUUUUUUUCCUUCUUUUUUCCCCCCUAUUCGCGUGGAUGGUGAUUGGAAAUUUGUACGGGUUAUGAUAAUAUUGAGUAGGUCUAUUUUCAGAGUAAGGCUCUCGUUGCUGAGUUGUCAAGGAUUUUGAUAGAAAAGGAGCUGGUUUGAAGAGGGAUUGGGUUACCUGUAUAAAGAUGGUGAAGGAUACUCAAUAUUACGAGGUUUUGGAGGUGCGGCCAGAUGCAACGGCUUCGGACAUCAAGAAGGCGUAUUAUUUUAAGGCAAGGUUGGUUCAUCCGGAUAAGAACCCAAAUGAUCCUGAAGCUGCGCAUAAUUUCCAGGUUUUAGGAGAAGCUUAUCAAAUACUUAGCGAUCCGCAAAAACGCGAGGCGUAUGAUAAGUAUGGGAAGCAGAGUGUCUCACAGGAUGCAAUGGUGGAUGCAGCUGCAGUGUUCGGAAUGCUGUUUGGUAGCGAUGCUUUUCAAGACUACGUGGGUCAGCUUGCAAUGGCGUCAAUGGCAUCAAUGGAUACUGGUGCGGAUGGCCAACCAGUGGACAUGAAAGAAGCUCAAGCAAAAUUCAAGAAAGCGCAGAAGGAUAGGGAGGAGCAGCUAGCGAAUCUUUUACGCGAUCGGAUUGACCUGUAUGUGAAAGGUGACAAGCAAGGGUUCGUUUCUUGGGCUCAAGAAGAAUCUUCACAACUUGCAGAAGCUGCUUUUGGUGAGGAAAUGCUUCACACCAUCGGAUAUAUUUAUGCGAGGCAAGCCGCGAAGGAGAUGGGCAAGAACAUAUUUCUCUUAGGAGUUCCAUUUUUAACAGAAUGGGUGCGCGACAAAGGUCACUUCAUCAAAUCUCAAGUUACUGCUGCCGCGGGUGCAAUACAACUGAUGCAAAUGCAAGAGGAUUUAAGGAAAGCAGUAGAGGCUGGUGAGAGCAAUGGAGAAGAAGCUAUUGAAAGUUACUUGCAGGCCAAGCAAAAAGUAAUGUUGGACUCACUAUGGAAGCUCAACGUUGCCGACAUAGAGCUUACGUUGUCCCAUGUUUGCCAAGCGGUGUUACGGGAAUCUGGUGUCAAGAAAAACGUGUUGAGGCAGAGGGCAAAAGCGCUCAAGAAAAUGGGUGGUAUAUUCCAGGGUGUGAAAGGAUUCCAGAGUGACCAUGGCUUUCGUCGAAAGGAUGAAAAGCUUCCCGGGUCGGUAGACUCUCCUAAAAUUGAACCAGAACCGAAACCAUUCAUUCAAGCUAACAGUGCCAGCCUCAACCAGGGCAACUCAAGGCUCUUGCCUAAGAAAAAGGAAUUUUCAGGAAAAGGUUGCAUUUGUUACACGUGAAGGCUUGUUUCUUUCUGAUCAGAUUUUCCCGGUGGAUGUCCAGGCCUCAGGAUCCGGUUGAGACUAACUUAAGACAUUCUUGGUUGAAUGUUACGCCUUCGUGAAUUCUCGCCUUCAUACUCCCAUUUGUGAACAUCAUCAAACGCAGCCGCUGCAAACCAAAUAUCUAUAUAUAUAUAUAUGCUGAUGAAAUUGGCUGGAGAGGUCUGAAGGCUACUCUACUCAAAUUAUAUAAUGCUUGAGUUUCGUCAUCUGCGGCAGCGCAGCGUUCCAUAGCAGUCAUGUUUAAGGAGCUCCUGAAUAUUCGCUUUCAGAUCUUAAUUGAGGUUACCCGUGAAUUUGGUUUGCGCCCUGUGCUUGGAAGUUGAAGGCCCUGAAGGUACAGGUUUUGUAGAGUAAAUUUUUCUUCUACGUUGUUGGUACUUGUUUGCAGAGGCCAUUCUUUUAGCCUUCAUUCUUAUCAAAUUUCUAUAUUUGAUUGUACAAGUGAUAUUUCUGAAAGGUUGGUUAGAGUCCAAAUCCUGCUCAUUACUUCAUGUCUUAUUAUUGGACCAAGUUAAUAAAUAGUCACAUUGUGUUCGUUA
Molecule: messenger RNA, 2130 nt
Organism: Physcomitrium patens
Lineage: Eukaryota; Viridiplantae; Streptophyta; Bryopsida; Funariales; Funariaceae
Product: chaperone protein dnaJ 10
Source: RefSeq, a predicted model, not a curated record